UAGUUCCCAUGCCCCUCAAAAUUAAAUGUUGGCCUGGUCGUUAUCGAGAGAAGUGAUUGCUGCAGAAGGGAAAUGACUUUAUAAGUAUUGUGUAGAUAUCAACUAUGCAAUACAAUGUCAAACACAUCUUAUAAUGAGCUCAGAAGACAUGCAACCUCAACUACUCGCUGACACCAUGCACCAUGUUUUCUAACGAGAGUAACGUGGAGUUGCGAGUUGAUUAAUGGCAUCCCCAUUACCCAUCCGGAAAAAGUUUUACGUUGAUUCUCACGCUCCUCUGCCUUGUUAGAUUUUAAGCGAACAAAAAUGGGUGAUCUUGAGGAAGGUGAGAUCUUGGAAAAAGAGGUCGAUGACAUUUCUGCCGUUUUUUGGCAGUCUGUGGCCCCUCGCGUCUCCACCAACAGACAAGACGAAGAGAACAACCGGGCUUGGCCUAACAAAAGGUCGUUUCUUGCGUUUGAAUAUAAUCAUGGAAUUGGGACUGGCGGUCAAAAGACUGCUUCUCCUGUUCAGUAUGAUAACGAUUUGACGAUAUUGACUGGACUCAAUUUGGCUACAACACCAGAGAUUCGAGAGACAACUCAAGAGACUCAAGACAUAAUUCUAGAGACCCUCGAGAUUCAAGAGACAGAGAUCCAAAAGAAAACCCAAGAGACAAAAGUUUCUCCACAGGGUCUCGUUUCAAUUCCCAAGACGAGAGAUUCCCACCACAUCAUUAUUUUGAAGCCAGGGACAGGGUAAGGCCUAGACGAUACUCAUCUGGCCCAAGAAACGAUGUUGGAUUCCAUAGAAUGAGACAGGAGUUUGCUUCAACUAGGAGUUUACCACAAAGAAGAUAUCAUGCACCAGUCCCACAGUUUACUAAUAGAAGAGACAUUCCUUAUCAACAUAGAUCACCAAGAAAAGGCCAUUUAACAGAGCAAAAUGAAAAAUCUACUGAAUAUGCAAGAGGUUUCCUAGAAAACCCAUCUUCACAAGCAAGUGGAAAAACUGUCGGUAGAACUAAUUCCAAAACUCAUUUGAGGAAGAGGCAAUUAAGUGAUGAGAAAAUUACAAAUGAAGUGUCACACUCAGCUGAAGCUGAUGAAUAUGAUUUAGAUGACUAUCAGUUGCUGUUAGAGCGACAUCGUCUUAUUCAGCAACAGCUUUCAGUGAUUGGACAACAAGAAGAGUACUUAGAAGCACAAGCUUUUGGGUCUGCAAAUUUUGAAGAUGAUGCAGACUUUGUGAUUGUACCUGACCCAAACUGUAUUGAUGAAUCUUCUGAGAUGAAUAAUGAAAAUGUUGAAAAUCCAGAUUCUUGCUUUACAGAAGGUGCAAUCCAGAUGUCACCUGAAAAUAUUCAAAACACCCCUGAAGCCCAAGAGAAAGAAGUGAUAAAUGAUUCUGCAAUCACUGAAAAUCCCUCUAUUGAAUCAAAAGGAGAUGUUGCAUUUUUGAAUCAGCCAAAAAAUACUGACAACAAUAAUGUUGUAGGAAACAAAGAACAAACAGAAAAUAUAGUAUUUGUAGAUAAAGAGUUAGGAGUAGACAAGGUGAGUGACCCACAGCCACAAAAGAAGAAGCGAAACCGUCAAAGGCGACAAAGAAGAAAAAAAUUUAAAAGCAAAAAUCCAAACCUUCAAGUAGUUGCAAAAGAAAGCAAACAGGUUGAAGCAACAAAAAACAAAGUAGAUCACAGCAAAUUACAAGACAAUAUUGAACAAGACAAUGGGUCAACAAGAAAGAAGAGAAAAUUGGAAGAAAAUGAAGAUAAUUACCAAGUAGUGCCCAUGACUUUGGAGGAUGAAUAUGAGAUUGUUGACAGUUGGCUGGAAGAUGCCGAUGAGUUCAAAUCAAUAGCUCUAGUAGAGGCAAGUGAACCACAAAUUGCUGAAGAACCGCCAACGCUUGGAAUUGAUGUCAGUUCCGCUAAUGAGGAAGCCAAUCUUACAUCAAGUGCACUCUCGAUAUCGCCUGCUAGGGAGGUGGACUUAACGAAGCAUGAUUCUCAUGAUGCAGAUGAUUCGUGCAAUGAUGAAUUAGAGGAAUUGGAAGAUGUUGUUGCAUUGAGGCAGCAGCUUCUUCAAUCACUUGUAACAAAAAGGGCACAAAAGGCAAGAGCUGUCAUCUCUGAACAACAAGCUGCUGAUUCGCCGAUUGACGAUUCAAUGUCUCCAUCGCAAGAAAAAGAACAAGAAAAGAGCCAAAGUAGAGUUUCAUUGCAUGCAAGCACAAAACCGAAGCCGCUUUCAGUUGCUGAUAAAAGACCAAGAAAUGACGGCCCACUACGAGAGAGUUUUAUUGCACCCACGAUUCAAGAAAGCAUUGUCAUCCAAAUUGGCCUUGAUUCUGAGUCAGACGAGGAGGACGAUGACAGUACGACAGCUGUUCAUCAUCAAAAUUCUGAUGCGCCAAAGGAAAACCUCUUUGGGGGAGCUAUCAGUGAUUUUCUUAAAGAGGCAAGGCAUGGCCUAACUGGAAAGGCUUGUUCAAAUUCAAGUCCCUUGCCAUCGGAUGAUACUCGGCCUGCCGCAAGCAAAGGUAUCAAAGAGACUCCGUCUAAUCUAAAUGCAGGAGUGGUAGAAAAACUGGGAAAAUGCAUUUCAGAAGCAGUUACAGGGAUCAAGAAAAACAGAGUUGCUGCUGCCAGGGACAAUAAUAUGAUCAAAUUCCUUGCAAAGAAAAUAUCUACGCAAAAAUCAAGAAUUGAGCAACAGGAAUUGAAAUUAAAAAGACUCAGACAGUUACUUGCGACGGGCGAGAAAACGAAGAAAACGCUUGCAACUCAGUGUCUUGAAUUCCAGGAUCAGGUUAAGUCGUUGAGGCAACGAAUCAAAGUUCGGAGUGAAAACAACCUGGAGUUGGAUGAAGAGGUACAGAGAGCAAGAAAUCUGGUAAGUAAAAUCACUGCGAAGGAGCAGCUUGUGAAUACUCCGAAGAGGCUCGGCUCUCCCGCUGCCUCCCCUUCAAAAAGAGACUCAAUGAUAUUAAGGAGCCAUCAAGACUCAAAUUCAGCAUUGGUUGAUCAAAUUUCUAAGACCAUUGCUAAAAUGAAGGUUAUUAUGGCAAGAAAAACAGAGUCUCUUCCCAAAAGUAGUGCAAAGCUGGUUCACGUCACGAGAAGGAGAAGCAAGGAGUCAACGGAGGAGUCAUCAGAGGUCAGUCCCGAAAAAAAUUGGAAAGCCAGGAAGGCCAAUAUACCAGUAGCUGCUAAUACGAAUUUAGAGACAUUUUCUGGAGGUAGAAGUUCUCUGAAAACCGAAAAAGAAAGGCUUCAGAGGCUGGAAAAAGAGUUGCAGAAGAAACUUGAAAGUAUAAAAAAACUGAGUGCCAUUAGGAUGUCUAAAGGAAAGUCAGAGAAGGUUGCUAUAGUUUCAAGCCCAACAAGGGAUAGAAUUGAUGGAAUUAAAAGCAGUCCAAAACCGUUAAUUGAUCUGCCAGGUAGUUCUUUGAAUCAUGCUCUAUCAGGUAGUUCGUCUGAUGUCCCGAAAACUGUACAGCACCCUGGUAACUCUCCAGUAACUGGGAAACUUGGCGUUGGCUCUGGACUCAACAACAACAACGCUGAGAUGAAAAGUGAAAGAGCUCUGCAAAAUGCUUCUACUUUGAGUGAUGUCGGAGAACGGGGAGAGACUGGGAACGAUCUUAUAGAAAAGUCCAAUGUUAGAUUAAGCGUAUUGUUUCAAGAUGGAGAACAGUUGAAAAGGAUCCAACAGGAACUGCUUCAACGGGAGUUUAUUCUUCCGAAUUUCGAGUCGAUUCCGAAGAAACCCAAAGCCUUGAGCACAACACAAAAGAUGUCAGAUCAUUGCACAGGCGUGGAGUUGUCCGGCAGAGUGGGGCAUUCAAAUGAACAAAGUGUAGACACUUCCGAAUCAGAAGAUGCUAGGCCUGCUUUGUGUUAUAUUCCUUAUACUAGUCCAUUGCUGAAUUUCAGAUCUUACAGGCUAAGCCCCUGGUUCAGAAUGAAGGAGAAAAAAGGCGUAGGCUCAAAAACAUACUCACACAAGAUUGAGCCGUUGAGAACUGUUUGUCCGUACGACUGGAGUGGCAAGUGUUUGGAUAAAACAUGCAAUAAACAACACGCAAGCGAAGCUUUUAGCCUAACUGAUGACGAACUCUUGCAGGAUUUGAUUCUCUAUGAGCCGAGAAUAGCAGACAUAAGUGCGAAAGAUUCUUUGAAACUUAAGCGAGAAAAAAUAACUACGUUUGUGAAGAGACUUAGGGAAAAAUACGGAUCUAAAAUGACAAUAGACCAUUUAAUUGUACUGCUGAUUCAUGACAUCAAAGAACUUAGAAAACAGGCGCAGAAUAUAAAAGGAUCGCUACCUUAUAAUGUAAACCUAGUGAAAAGAUCAUUAAAGCGGCCAGUGCAGUCAGAAGAUGACAAUGAAAAUGAAGUGAAGUAUUCAAGCGAAACAUUAACACUGGAGGAGAGGUCAUGGAAAAAAGAGCUAAGUGGAGAUAGGGGAGAAAGCCAAGAGUUGCGAUAUUUCGAAGAAGAUUACGAUAUUCGGCGAACGCUGGAGGCUUUAGUAAAUUCGAAUCCGUCUGAUGUUAAGUCAUGGAUUUUACUUGCAAAGCACAGAACAUCUAAAAAGUACAUGACCUUAUCUGAGCAAGGACAGACAGUAGAGAAUGAAAACCACGCAUUGAAUAUUUUAUCAAAGGCCUUGGAAGCAAAUCCUUACUGUGAGGAUCUAUGGAUGAUAUACCUGGAUAUAUUCUCCAAGCGAAAUAACGUUGUUGAGCUAAGGGAGAUGUUCGUUCAAGCAGUGGACUAUUGCCGCUCGUAUGCAGUAUGGUGGAAGUGUUUACAGCUGGAGAAGAGCUAUGAUGAUAAAAUCGAGAUUUGUCUUGAUAUCCUUGGUUUCUUGUUGGAAAUCGCUGACAAUGGAGAUGCGUUUGAAGUGCGAUCCCAUCAUCUGUUGGAGACAGUAUUAUACAUCCUUAAAUUAGAAACAGAGAGGCAUGAAAAGCAAUCAGCCCUCACUGUGAUACAAUCAGCCUUGGGCUUGGCAAAUGGCUCACAGGAUCUACCAAUCAAUGUACCCAAGAUAUCUAGAGAUCUCUCCCCAUCCGACCUCGUCCUUUUGUGGCUUUGUCAUAUUUCUCUGGUAGCUUUCAGCAAGCUUCCGCAAGCACUGUUUGACCCUUCUGACUGCGGACCGUCAAGGAUAGUGAGCAAGGCUGUGGGACUUUUCGACUGGAAGCCAGGCAAUGUUAGAAAUGAUACACUUCUUCGAAGUCUGUUCAAAGAUGCAUCAAAAGCAUUGGAAGAGCAUCCUGAAUUCAAGGAGUGCCAGGAUCAAAACAUUAUGCAAUUGUAUGCGAACAGCAUCCAGCUGGAAAUCACCUCGGGGCAACAGCAAAAUGCUGUCGACAUUGCUAACCAGCUUUCCAAACGCUUCGCACACCGGCCUUCAUUUUCAUUGAUGUUGCUGGAAACACUGAGGAGGAACUCGGCAGUCCUACAGCAAGGCGUUGUUGCCGAGAUAACCAACCUUGUGCUCCUUCGCAGCGAAGAGUGCAUUCACAAUUAUGCCACAUUUCUAUUGGCUAAGGGAACAGAGCAAAUAGCUGUUCAACUUUUAACAGAUGCGAUAGAACAGAAAUUUGAACUUGAUUCUCGAGGCAAAGAACAGAAGAUCGAGAGCAUUUCUGUUUCAGAAUCAAUCCGCUUGUACCGUCGACUGCUAGGAAUUUCGAACGAACUUGUGACCAACUCAAAGGCGGUUAUAAAGGAUAAAAAGAUAGCUAAAGAAAGCAGGGAAUAUGCCUAUCUUUGGUUGAACUUCUGUUUGCUAUUGGAAUUGACCAAAACUGGAGCCGAUUCCCCGUUGUACACCUCUGGAGCAGAGGAAGCUUUUGAGAUUGCUGUCAAUUCUUAUACAACAAGAGAAAAUCGUGAAAUCUUGUGGCUGGAAUAUCUUCAUUUCAAGCAAAGAGCAUUUACUGGAUCUUCCCUGAACGACGUUGCAAUCAAGUCGCUCUUAGAUUCGGGCAGACAGUGCCUCGCUUGCAUCCCAUCAUCUAAGAGUAUCCCAUACCAUCACAACCUGUUUUGGAAUGAUUAUACUUUUCAUAACAAGGUUAUUGCAAUUUGCCUGCAGUACAUUCGGGAACCAGAUGAAAUUAAAUACUUAAAGGAAGAUUUGAAGAUGAUGCCAACAAAUGCGAAAUUGGCUUUGCGGACGUGUCAAUGUGCCCUUGCAAGUGGGAGCAGCGAAUUGGCGCGAACUGUGUAUGGAUUCAUUCUCAAAUCCUGUCCUCAUUCAUAUUCAAUGUGGAAGAUGGCAUUAUCAGUUGAAUUAAAGAGCAAGAAGAUUAAAGAGGCCCGUUGGUUAUAUGAAGAAGCAACUAAAAUGCUGCCUUUCUCUGCAACCCUUUGGAAAGAUUUUGUUCUUUUUGAAAUCGCACAUGGCCGGGACGCUAGGCAAAUACAGACGAGGAUACUGGAGAUUGCUACAACCGCAACGCCUUCUGGGAUUUUGGUCAUGGAUUACGUCAGAUCAUUACUCAGAUAGCAGGAGCUGUCCGCUCUUUGAUUGCAGAUUAUAAGUAGAAAUGCAUGCAGGCCCCAGGCCUAAGUAAAUCACACAAUCAAUGAAUGGAACUGGAUGCCUUACAUAAAUACAUGCUAUCGCAUGAUUAAAUUCUGCCUAACUCUCCAUUUACAGGCCUUCUACUUCAUUCUUUGACUUUAGCUCUUUCUCAUGGAUAUUUUGUUCUAUCUUUAAGGUUUUCUUUCUAACGACUAUAGUCCGACAUGUCAUAACCAGUCUCCCACCACUCUGCUUUGUCAAAGCCAAUCCAUUUGUUAAAGGAGAAAAACAAACUUGUUUGAAUCAGGUUUACAUUAUUCUAUCUGAAAGGAAAAUUGCCAACGGUCAAUCUGUCCGUGUAUAAAAUAACAUGUUCGACUAUUGUAAUGGUUUUAGUGAUACAUGAUAUAGCCUGUUAUAUUUCGUUGUUAAUAGUCGUCGAAAAAUUUGAAUGUCUCAUGUAGUAUUAUCAUGGCAAAAGUGUCCACUGCCCGCUAGCCGUGUUUAUAGAACUCUUAGACGGUGAACCCUACAACUGGAGUAGGUUCAUUACUUGGAAAUACCUUUAAAGGAGUUGGAAAUACCUUUGAUGGCGAAGAUACCACGCUUUGGCAAGCGUAGGACGCUGCUCAAGAAACAAGCAAUGAAGAAUUAUAGAGAAAGUCGUUGGAUCAAAGAACUUUUACAAACAUUUAUGCAUUUGUACAUAGCUUUGAAUAAUAUUCCAAGAUUUUGUAUUGGUAGUCUUAUCCAUUUGGGUAUACAUUUCGCAAAACCAUACUUCAGCAUACACCGUUUUGAGCCCAUAUUAGAGUCAGAUGCCCACUGAGUUUGGGUGUAGUUGUCUAAAAUUGGUUCAGGGGUUGCUUUUUCAUUUUGCAGACAAAAGCCCAAUAAUUAUUUAAUCAUAAUAUUCUUAGCAACGUUUCCGUUUUAUAUUUUGGAUUAGCUGUAAAAAUUAAUUCUCAGUAACGUUCUGUGUUUAAAUUUUGAUCAAAAUGUACAAAUUACAUGAGCUUGUAAUGGGCAUCGUUUUAUGGUCGUACUAAAUUUACGUAGGCCUAGAAUUUAUAUUUUUUGAUAUUGUUGUAAAUAUCUUAAAGAUUGUUGAAUUGUUAUAUGAAUUGUCACUGAAAUAAA
Molecule: messenger RNA, 7667 nt
Organism: Rhopilema esculentum
Lineage: Eukaryota; Metazoa; Cnidaria; Scyphozoa; Rhizostomeae; Rhizostomatidae
Biological process (GO): RNA processing
Cellular component (GO): exosome (RNase complex); nucleus
Molecular function (GO): protein binding
Source: RefSeq, a predicted model, not a curated record